AUGUUGCGACGACUGAGCCGCGCCGCGAGCGCGCGCGUGGCGAUCGAGCGCGCGUACGCGACGGCGACCAAGGGAGGGGCGCCGGUGAAGGAGAUUCGGGCGCCUGUGCAACAGUUCGGCACGAGCGGACGAUACGCCACGGCGUUGUACGUGGCGGCGACGAAGGCUGGAAACUUGAAGACCGUCGAAGGUGAACUCGAACAGCUCACGAGUUUGGUGGCGAAGGAUCUUAAGUUUAAGCAGUUCUUGAUGGACCCGGCGAUGAAGAAGAGUCAGAAGUUGGCGGGUGUGAAGGAGUUCUGCGCGGGCUCAAAGUUCACGUCGACCAUGAGCAACUUCUUGGAGGUCAUGGCGGAGAACGGGCGAUUGAAAGAACUCCAAAAGAUCGCUCUCCGCUUCGAAGAGCAGUGCAUGGCGUCGAGAAACGAGGUCAAGUGCGUGAUCACGACAGCGCAAGAGCUCACCCCAGCGCAACUCACCAAGGUCACGGAUUCAAUCAAGGGACACGCGCCGCCGGGAUCGACGCUCAAGAUUGACGCGAUUGUUGAUCCGCGUCUCAUUGGUGGUUUGACAGCGAGCAUUGGUGAAAAGUACUUCGAUCUUUCCUUGAUGACCACGAUCAAGCGCUACGAGGACGUCAUCGCCGCUCCUCUUUAG
Molecule: messenger RNA, 657 nt
Organism: Ostreococcus tauri
Lineage: Eukaryota; Viridiplantae; Chlorophyta; Mamiellophyceae; Mamiellales; Bathycoccaceae
Product: ATPase, F1 complex, OSCP/delta subunit
Exons: 4
Coding region: 1-657 (218 amino acids)
Biological process (GO): proton motive force-driven mitochondrial ATP synthesis
Molecular function (GO): proton-transporting ATP synthase activity, rotational mechanism
Source: RefSeq, a predicted model, not a curated record